Messenger RNA from Mustela erminea (ermine), 385 nucleotides. RefSeq names its product serine peptidase inhibitor Kazal type 1 (gene SPINK1). Gene Ontology annotation, molecular function: protein binding; serine-type endopeptidase inhibitor activity. Lineage: Eukaryota; Metazoa; Chordata; Mammalia; Carnivora; Mustelidae. The transcript has 4 exons. The record is from RefSeq and is a predicted model, not a curated record. The coding region runs from base 67 to 306 and encodes 79 amino acids.
GGUUCUGAAGAGAAGUGGUAAGUUCAAUGCAGUUUUCGACUGAGCUCUGAAUACCGAACUUUCACCAUGAAGGUAACAAGCAUCUUUCUUCUUAGUGCUUUGGCCCUGUUGAGUUUAUCUGGCAACACCAGAGCUGGCUUGGAGGGAAGAGAGGCUAAAUGUAACACUGAAACAAAUGCAUGUACCAAGAUCUAUGAUCCUGUCUGUGGGACUGAUGGAGAAACGUAUUCUAAUGAAUGUGUGUUAUGUGUUCAAAAUAAGAAGCGUCAGACCCCUGUCUUCAUUAAAAAAUCUGGACCUUGCUGAAAACCAAGGUUCUAAAAUCACCUGUGGUUACCACAAUGCCUAGCAGGCCUGACUGUUGAAUAAAACGCAUCUAAAUACU